Molecule: messenger RNA, 1926 nt
Organism: Rhipicephalus sanguineus (brown dog tick)
Lineage: Eukaryota; Metazoa; Arthropoda; Arachnida; Ixodida; Ixodidae
Product: kelch-like protein 10
Exons: 12
Coding region: 1-1926 (641 amino acids)
Molecular function (GO): protein binding
Source: RefSeq, a predicted model, not a curated record
AUGUGUGCCGCCGCUGAAGCCGCGGUGAAGGAUCCCGCCGUCAACGGUGCGGACAAGGACGGCAUGCUCACCGCGUCGUUCGAGGCGACGCAGCUCUUCAUCGACGACGGCCGACAGCGGGAGUUCGCGCCGGGCUCCGCGGCCAGGGCGAUGCCGGGAUUGCGGGAACAGCGGAAGACGCGCCAGUUCUGCGACGUCGUUUUCCGCGCCACCGACGGCGCGGAGAUUUGGGCGCAUCGCUUCGUGAUGUCUGCCAAAUAUUCAGGUUGCUACAAGCUCUUUACUCUUGCCAAAGAGAGCAUGGCUCCCGAGCGAAGGAAGGAGGUGGGGUGUCCGCCCAUCAAAGCUCUGAUCAAGGACCUUGAAGGUGCCAUGAUCGAGCUGCUGGUCGACUUCGCCUACCACAUACCGCUCCACGAGCGUAUCGGCACACACAACAUCGCUGAAGUGCUCGAACUCACCGAGAGGCUAAAGCUUUUGGAAGCAGAAGAAGAAGAAACGGCGCAACACGCCAUUCUUAUUACAACGCAGCUGAUCCAGAUUCGAGACCACUGCCUGAAGACCCUGAAGCAGGAUCUCGAACCAGAGAACUGCAUUGAAACUUACCACCUGGCCACCAGCCGCGGAUACAAUUACCUCGCCGGAGAAGCCCUUCGAUACAUGGUUCGCAACUUCGAUGAGGUGUGGAAGAAAAGCGCGCAGUUCGAGGCACUGACGCCAGAGGAGAUGCGCAGCAUCCUGGAAGACGACCGGCUGAACGCGCCGAGCGAGGUGGAGGAGACCUUCAAGGCCAUCCUCAAGUGGAUCGCCGCCGACGCAGCCGCGAGGAAGGGAUACCUCGCCAAGUUCCUGCCUCUGGUUCGCUUCGUACGCUGCAGCGUCACAGAGUUCGAGAAGGUUGUCUCCCACCCAGAAGUCCAGGGUGACGAAGACAGCCUGAAAGUGCUGAACGUCAUCCAUCAGACGCUGACGCGGCACUCGAUGGAGGUUGGCAAGGUGGCCGGCAUCGACCUGUCCCCGAAGCAGUGGCUCACGCCUCGCAUACCGAAGGACAUCCUGUUCCUUUUCGGCGGAUGGACGUCGGGCGCCACCAACAACAUGCACACGUACAACUGCCGCGCCCAGAAAUGGCGCGUCAUGGGCAGCCAGUUAACCUCCCCCAGGGCUUACCACGGCGCGGCAGUGAUUAACUCCUGCAUUUACUUCGUGGGCGGCUUCAACGGCCGUGAGUGCUACCACUCGGUCGUGUGCUUCGACGUGCCCCUGGCCAGAUGGAGCGCGAAGGCGAACAUGGCGUACGCACGCUGCUACGUCAGCGUUGCCGUUCUGCAGGGCCAAAUCUACGCCAUGGGCGGUUUCGACGGGCGCUCCCGGACUAAGACGGUCGAGCGCUACGACAUCAAGACAAACCAGUGGUCCAUGGUGGCCGACAUGAUCGAGGUCCGCAGCGACGCAAGCGCCGCAGCAGCUCACGGGCGCAUCUACAUCGCUGGUGGCUUCACGGGUGUCACGGUCCUGGACAGCGUCGAGUGUUAUGACCCCUCGACCAACACCUGGACGCGCAUUGUCACCAUGUCAUCUCCACGCAGCGGCGCUAAGGUGGUCGCCCACAAGGACAUGCUGUACAUCAUCGGCGGCUACAAUGGCGUCGUGCGACUCUCCAGCAUGGAGCAGCUCGACGUCAGGAGAGCUCGCUCCUCCGAGCUGCCCAGCAUGCCCCACGCGAAGAGCAACUUCGCCGCCGUCGUCCUUGAUGGCUGUAUCUACACCAUCGGCGGAUUCAACGGCAUGACGACCGUGCAACUUGUGGAGAGAUACGACAUCGCCGCCCGCAGGUGGUUCACGGCGCCGCAGAUCAGCACCAAUUGCAGCGCCUCCGCCGCCUGCGUCGUUCGGGAUGUCGCAGAUCCAGCUUCAUGGAUCUAG